AUGGCCUUAAAUUUAAAAGACAAAAAAUCGCUCUCCCAACAAAUUCUUCCUGAAGUUGAUUUUAAUGUUACGCCUACAGGAAUUACUAUUUCUGCCUCUGACCGCUUAUCUAAUCCGAGAUUUAUUCCUUUUAAUCAUCCAGGCCGUUGCCGUGAAUGUAAAUCAACAGAGGUAGAAAUUGAUUUUAUAGUUACAAAAGAAGGUGUCACCAUCUUCUGUAACCGUGUUAAGGGAAAUCAAUUCGUACCCUUCGAUACUAUUUAUGAACUUCCAGGUCAUUGUUUUUUCAAAAUUAAAAAUAAGGCGCGAGUUGUUAAUAUAAAUCAUAGUACUCCUGUAUCAACUCCUAUUGAUCAUUUCCUUAGUCAAAAUCAUGUUGAAAAAUCAAAAGAAAUUUUUCCUUUAGAAAUACAGGUGAAAACUGAGGAACCAGCAAUAGAAGAGGUAAAUGAAGAAAAUAGAAAGAGACGAAGUACAAGUGAGCCUUUGAUUGAAGAAAUUCCAAUUCACUCACCAACUUUAGCACAAAAUUUAAAAGAUAUUAUUUACCCCACUUCUGUUUAAUUUUAUUAAUAAUUUAAAAUUAUAAUGGAUUUAAUAAAUUUUUUGAAUAAAGAUAUUAAAUUAAAAUUGCCUUUUGGAUUAAUAAUUUCAGGCCCAAGUUCUAGUGGUAAAAGCACAUUUCUUUUAAAAUUUAUUUCCCAAACUGAUUAUUUGAUUCACCCAACGCCAAAAAGUAUUCUUUAUUGCUUUGGAGAAAUGAGUUCAAUCGUUCCUAUACUUCAAAAAUCUGGUAUUAGUGUCUAUGCAGGUGUUCCCUCAGAAGAUGUCAUAAGUAAAUUACUCAAACCUUCUCUAAUAAUUCU
Molecule: messenger RNA, 866 nt
Organism: Meloidogyne enterolobii
Lineage: Eukaryota; Metazoa; Nematoda; Chromadorea; Rhabditida; Meloidogynidae
Source: the annotation of a GenBank genome assembly